AAUUUAUUUAUUAUUAAUAAUAAUUUGCGUUGAUGCAUUUCCAAAAAUGUUUGAAAUCACCCCACGUUGCUUUUGGGGGGCUUUACCCCCAAAAAUCGACCCCGAACCAAUGCCAAACCCCGUCCCCUACGUAAUCAUCCACCACAGUUACAUCCCCCCAGCUUGUAACACCACCACUGAGUGUAUCGAAGCGAUGCAAUGGAUGCAAAAUUAUCACCAAGAAACUAACGGUUGGAACGAUGUUGGGUAUAGUUUUGCUGUUGGGGGUGAUUUUCGGGCUUACGAGGGUAGGGGGUGGAGUUCCGUUGGAGCUCACGCCCCUCUUUAUAAUAAUCGUAGCAUCGGGAUUUGUAUAAUUGGUGAUUGGAGGGUGGAAUUGCCCCCGUAUGAACAACUGGAAGUGGUGAAAGAGUUGAUUCGGAAAGGGGUGGAGAUGGGGAUGAUUCAAGAAAAUUAUACUUUGUAUGGGCAUCGGCAGGUUCGCGAUGGAACCGAGUGUCCCGGGGAUCGGUUGUUGAAGGAAAUUUCGACGUGGCCCAAUUUCUCUGAACAAGUUGAUGUUAAAUCGUAUGAAAAUAAAAAGAAUUAAUAAAAAGUAUUACUCA
Onthophagus taurus is the source of this 605-nucleotide messenger RNA. RefSeq names its product Peptidoglycan recognition protein LB (gene PGRP-LB). The record is from RefSeq and is a predicted model, not a curated record. Gene Ontology annotation, molecular function: zinc ion binding; peptidoglycan binding; N-acetylmuramoyl-L-alanine amidase activity. Gene Ontology annotation, biological process: innate immune response; peptidoglycan catabolic process. Lineage: Eukaryota; Metazoa; Arthropoda; Insecta; Coleoptera; Scarabaeidae.